Molecule: messenger RNA, 222 nt
Organism: Letharia columbiana
Lineage: Eukaryota; Fungi; Ascomycota; Lecanoromycetes; Lecanorales; Parmeliaceae
Exons: 1
Coding region: 1-222 (73 amino acids)
Source: RefSeq, a predicted model, not a curated record
AUGAAGGCUGGGAGAGAUUGGGUGAAGGCUGGGGUUACCAGUCUACCGGGACAGCCACAACAGUGGCCACUUCCAUACGAGGAUGGACGCGCUUCGGCGCCAGGGAUUUGGAAAGGAUCCAGAUGGGUUGACGAGGCUGACGACCGCUCGUCCUACCAGGUCACUGACCUCGCGCGAGGUCUUGCUUUAAAAGUCAUUGUGACUGAGACGAAGCACCUGUGA